This is a messenger RNA of Angiostrongylus costaricensis, 315 nucleotides long. The record is from the annotation of a GenBank genome assembly. Lineage: Eukaryota; Metazoa; Nematoda; Chromadorea; Rhabditida; Metastrongylidae.
AUGGUGGUGGGCGUGACGUCUCAACCAAUCAGCGUCGUGUUCUUGACGACAGCCGACGUAUCGGCGCCCGACGUCUUCGAUUGCGUAACGGGUUAUGGUAAUUACGGAUGCCCGCCGCCGCCACCACAGGUGUACAUAUUCGACGACGGGCCAUGGUCAUAUACGACGAUUGAACAAGGUCAUCGUCGAAACAUCACAGACGACGAGGAGUCCGCUGACGUGGCGACAGUCGAACAGGUUCAGUUCAUCAGCUCUAUUGUGCAUGGAACGCAAGCCGCUUGUCGAGCAGUACUCUUGAAUCGUCGUAAUGCAUAG